AUGAACAUCACAGACCUGCAGUACAUACAGUCCAUCAUGCGCGCAGCUUUCCUCUCAGUCCUGUUCGGGCUUACCGCCCUCGCAAAGCCGACCGUCUAUCGCGCCUUUCCUCACCUUGUCAUUCCUCUCGAUUCCUUCGCACCUGACAAGGCAUACAAUACGCAGCAGAGUUUCCACGUUUCGAAAGGAGAGCAGAACUGGACCGCAGCAAACUGGGACGUCCCAUCUAAUGCCGCCGUCUACUGCCAGCUUGGCUUCACCAUCAACAUGGAUCCCAGCCGCGGCGCUCCUUGGACUAUAUGGGGUGUGGAUGACAAUGAGCCAUUCAUGAUCAGUAUCGCUCAGCUGCAAGGCGAAAUCACUGGAUCAGGACGCUCGUUGAGUAUUGUUGUGUAUUCGCUCCUGCUCAUCUGGGAGUAA
Molecule: messenger RNA, 420 nt
Organism: Didymosphaeria variabile
Lineage: Eukaryota; Fungi; Ascomycota; Dothideomycetes; Pleosporales; Didymosphaeriaceae
Exons: 3
Coding region: 1-420 (139 amino acids)
Source: RefSeq, a predicted model, not a curated record